Messenger RNA from Ostertagia ostertagi, 1020 nucleotides. The record is from the annotation of a GenBank genome assembly. Lineage: Eukaryota; Metazoa; Nematoda; Chromadorea; Rhabditida; Trichostrongylidae.
AUGAAGAUCGCACUGAACACAUGCAGUAGUGCUCUUGCAGUGAAGUCAAAGAAGAAGAAGAAAAUUGGAUCCAGAGAAACCGAACUCCUCGCUGAAUUCAAAAAUUAUAAGCGACCCUCGGGAAUGACGGAAUCGAUGGCCCGUAUAUUAGAGGAUAUCAUCCGGAAGAUUUUCACAAGCUCUCCCACCGCCUCGCAUGAAAAGCUGUUGAAUUUCCAAGAAAUGCGAGAAUUGUGCUUACGGACACGAGAACUGCUUCUUAUCGAGCCCUGCUUUGUGGAAGUUUCUCCACCUCUGUUCAUUAUCGGCGAUGUUCACGGACAACUGUACGACUUGCUCGAUAUUCUGAACUAUGUCAGUUCAUAUACCACUCCUAGCUUCGUGAACUUCAACUUGGCGAUCAGCUCGCCCGAAGGGGGAGGGGAGGGGAGUCGAACUAUGGACGGUCUUUCAACAUGUCUUCAACUGCUCUUCCAAUGGCAGGACUUGUUGGUUCGAAGAUUUUUUGUGCUCACGGUGGAAUAUCUGAAGAUCUCGUCUCUUUCAAGCAGUUUGAAAGGCAAGUCUAUCGCCCCGACAGACAUGUCUGCGAUAAUAGCGCUGCGUACAUGUGACCUUAAUAGGUACGAAUUUUUCGCCGACAAAAAGUGCUUGACGCUGUUCUCGGCCCCGUGCUACUGCGGUGAGCUUGACAACCAAGCUGCAGUACUCCAUGUAAGCGGACGAUUAGAAUGCAGAGUGCUGACCUUCAAAAGAGAUACAGGAAUGGCGACGGCAGAAUAUGCACGCACAGUUGAAACUCCUGGAACAGGCCGGCCUGGAGCUGCGGCAGGUCGAUCAGAAAGCAAGACUCCAACGGGUAGUGUUCGUAAAGACGUGAAAGGUGAAAAGCUGACGGGAACGCGCUCCUCCGAAUCUGCUCCAGGACCGGUCAACAAAGCAGAGAAGAAGAAUGUGAGAGCGGUGACACCUCGUGCCGACAGCACUCAAACUACUCCAGGCAAAAAGACACCAAAAUGA